AUGGCGUCUGCUGUUCAGGCUGCGCGGCUGGUCAGCCGAAAGGCACAUGUCCUUCCUGGACAGCUGCACGUUACCGAGCUGUUUUUCGAGGUGCCCAAGAACCACGCUCGGCCCGAGGCUGGCACUCUGAAGCUCUUCGGUCGCAGCGUCCGGAAGCAUGAGCGGCCCGUCGUCCCCCUUUCCGGGUCGGAGCUCGCGAGCAAGGAGAAGCUGCCGUAUCUAGUCUACCUCGAGGGCGGGCCAGGGUUCGGUAACCAGGACCCUCAGAGCCAUCCCCUGACCGAAGUCGCCCUCAACCGUGGCUACCAGGUCUUGUACCUAGACUCCCGCGGUACCGGCCUCUCCACCCCCAUCAAUGCCGACACCGUGCUGGCUCAGGGCGGCCCCCAAGAGCAGGCCGACUACCUCAAGCUCUUCCGCGCCAACAGCAUUGUGCGCGACCUGGAAGCCGUUCGGCUGUGCCUGACUGAAGACUUCGACGACGACAAGAAGCCCUGGUCCAUCUUCGGCCAUUCUUUCGGCGGUUUCGUCGGCCUCACCUACCUCUCCAAGUACCCGCAAGGCCUCCGAGAAGUGUUCCUCACUGGCGGCCUUGCUCCCAUCCGGCGCACCGCCGACAAGGUCUACGCGGCCACCUACAAGAAGGUCACCCAGCGCAACGUAGCCUACUACAAGAAAUACCCCGAGGACGUCGCCACCGUCCGCCACCUAGCCGCGCACAUCGAGUCGCACCCGGACGGGCGGAUCCCGCUGCCCUCCGGCGGCCAGCUCACCGCGCAGCUGUUCCUGACCCUGGGCCUCGCCUUCGGCGGCCACGGCGGCCUGGACGAGGUGCACUCCCUGGUGCUGCGCCUGGCCGCGGACCUGGACCAGUUCGGGCGCUUCACGCGCGGCUCGCUCGGCGCGCUCGAGGCCCGCAUCCCCUUCGACGCUCACCCGAUCUAUGCGCUGCUCCACGAGGCCAUCUACAACCGGCUCGCGCGCGGCGCGCCCGCCACCAACUGGGCCGCCCUGCGCGUCGGCCAGACCCUCCGCCAGUUCGGCUGGCUGGCCGCCGGCGGCGUGACGGACUUCCUCCGCGCCACCGCCGCGUCCGAGCCGCUGUACUUCGCCGGCGAGAUGGUCUACCCGUUCCACCUCGACCCGGGCAGCGCCGAGCUGCGGCCGCUAAGGGACGCCGCCGAGGUCCUCGCCGCGGAGGACGAGUGGGACGAGGACCUGUACGACGAGGCGCAGCUGGCCCGCAACGAGGUGCCCGUGUACGCGCUGAGCUAUGUGGAUGACAUGUACGUCGAUUUCGAGUUCGCGCGGGAGACGGCCUCGUUGGUGCGCGGCAUCAAGGUGCACGAGACGAACGGGUGGUAUCAUGAUGCGGUGCGGUCCAAGUCGGCGGAGGUGCUCGCCGCGAUCUUCAAGCUGAGAGAUGACGAUAUUGAUUGA
Messenger RNA from Thermothielavioides terrestris NRRL 8126, 1440 nucleotides. RefSeq lists its product as uncharacterized. The coding region runs from base 1 to 1440 and encodes 479 amino acids. NCBI's taxonomy places the organism in Eukaryota, Fungi, Ascomycota, Sordariomycetes, Sordariales, Chaetomiaceae. Gene Ontology annotation, molecular function: peptidase activity. The record is from RefSeq and is a predicted model, not a curated record. Gene Ontology annotation, biological process: proteolysis. The transcript is spliced from 2 exons.